CUCAUACCCAUACUUUUUAACACCGAGCAACUAUGUUGUUCACAGGCUCACGCAACAGACAGAACCGGGCCCUGGUUGGGCUCAAGCUUGGCGCUCAGCUGUUACCCUCUCAGCUCUUUGUCCUGUUGAUGAAACUGAUCUUCUGCUAGCUGGAUUCAGGGCCUGAGCAGGCUUCAACGCGGGGCCUUGGACAUCUGGACCAAGCUCAGCAAGCAGCUUGUAGAGCCUCUGCCUUACUUUUGGAAAAGGCAGGCAUUAAACAUGACAGACUAGCAAGGGCGUCAGCCCAUUCAGCGGGCAUUCAGCGGACCUUCAUGUCCAAAGCUCGCUCAAGCAGGGACGGACCCGCUCGAAGCCGCUGCAGCUGUAAUGGAGGCUGCAGCUGCUGCAGCGGCUGGAGUUCCGUCCCUGGUUGUGCCUGCAAGCAGUCAGCGGCGCGUUCGCGGGGUCGUGUCGCGGACUCACAGAAGCUCGCAGCGACGUCAUCAGAAUUUGGAUUGAUGGGCAACAACUGCAGCGUCCAGCGGCGAAGAAGCAGUAGGCAGCAGACAUGUUGUCGCCCACGGUCGGCUGGCAUCCCCUCGCUGCCGCUCCUCUUACUGGCGCUUGCCUGCGGGCUGCUCCCUCCCGCGUGGGGCCCGCUUCGGGGUGCGUACGCACAGGCCUGCAACAGCACGGUGGCAGACUGCUCGGGCGGGGAGCUGACGCAGUACGGCGUCUCGGCGACGGCCGCCCCACCGCCCAAGGACUCGAUCGCAGCGCCCUACUCGGCGCUCCUCGGCCCACCCGACUACACGGCGACUCCGCUGUGCAUCUCAUAUGCACCCAACACAACGCAGCAGCAGCAGACGGCGUGGUCCCAGGCCAGCAAUGACCCGUCGGCAGCGACGAGGUUCAGCUCGGUGACCGCGGGCUUCAGCACGCCCGUGUACGCGCGCCAGGUGGGCGUCCUGAUUGUCAGCAGCGCGACGCCCAACAUCACCGACAACCUGUUCCUGGUGACCGCCGACUCGGGGUCCAUCAGGCUGUCAUGCCCAGAGAACACGGGCCGCACCUGCCUGGGAGCCAACGCCAGCGAGACGCCGUACUGGUUCACGUGCAACACCAGCAGCCUGGUGGGGCCUAUCGUGGGCAUGCGUAUCAGGCUGAAUGCGACGGUCGUGGUGGACGCGGUGCGGUUAACGGGCUUUGUGGCGUGGCCAUCGCCGCCGCCGCCUUCUGCCAAGCCACCCAGCCCCAACCCGCCCAGCCCCAACCCACCCAGCCCCAACCCGCCCAGCCCCAACCCGCCCAGCCCCAACCCACCUAGUCCGGCGCCGCCCAGCCCCCAUCCGCCUAGUCCGGAUCCGCCCAGCCCCAACCCGCCCAGCCCCAAGGCGCCCUCACCGGAGCCGCCUAGCCCGAAGCCACCCUCACCCAAGCCACCCAGCCCCGGGCCGCCUUCACCCGAGCCGCCCAGCCCUCCUCCCAGCCCGGAGCCGCCCAGCCCUGGGCCGCCUAGCCCUCCUCCAGGUCCUGACCCGCCGUCUCCGCAGCCACCCAGCCCGGAGCCGCCCAGCCCUCCUCCGAGCCCGGAUCCGCCCAGCCCUCCUCCCAGCCCGGAGCCGCCCAGCCCUCCUCCGAGCCCGGAUCCGCCCAGCCCUCCUCCCAGCCCGGAGCCGCCCAGCCCGGGGCCGCCUAGCCCGGAACCACCCAGCCCGGAGCCACCCAGCCGUCCUCCAAGUCCUGACCCGCGGUCACCGCAGCCACCGAGCCCGGAGCCGCCCAGCCCUCCUCCCAGCCCGGAGCCGCCCAGCCCUCCUCCCAGCCCGGAGCCGCCCAGCCCGGAGCCACCCAGCCCUCCUCCAAGUCUUGACCCGCCUUCACCACAGCCACCAAGCCCGGAGCCGCCCAGCCCUCCCCCCAGUCCGGAGCCGCCCAGCCCUCCUCCCAGCCCGGAGCCACCCAGCCCGGAGCCGCCCAGCCCACCUCCUCCCAGCCCUCCUCCUAGUCCCGAGCCUCCCAGCCCGGAGCCACCGUCACCGCAGCCCCCCAGCGCGCCGCCUAGCCCCAACCCGCCUUCACCGGAGCCGCCCAGCCCUCCUCCCAGCCCGCAGCCGCCCAGCCCGGAGCCGGCCAGCCCACCUCCUCCCAACCCUCCUCCUAGUCCCGAGCCUCCCAGCCCGGAGCCGCCGUCACCGCAGCCCCCCAGCGCGCCGCCUAGCCCCAACCCGCCUUCACCGGAGCCGCCCAGCCCUCCUCCCAGCCCGCAGCCACCCAGCCCGGAGCCGCCCAGCCCACCUCCUCCCAGCCCUCCUCCUAGCCCUGGGCCUCCCAGCCCGGAGCCGCCGUCAGCGCCGCCGCCCUCUCCUGGUCCGUCGCCUCCGCCUUCUCCCCAGCCACCGCCAUCGCCACCGCCGUCAACUCCCCCAUCGCCGCCCACCCCUCCCAGGCCCUCGGCGCCUGCGCCCUCACCGCCGGUGGCGCCCAGCCCACCCGCCCCUGAGCCCGCCUCCCCAUCGCCGCCCUCGCCCAGCCCGCCGCCCGCGCCACCCGCCUCUCCCCUGGCCGCCACGCUGGGCCUGCCCGCCGACAUGGUCGACACCACCGGCAAGCCCGUGGCCGUGCUGACGUUGGCGCGCGAGUCCACGCUGUCGGGCGUCGAGCUGACCGACCCCGGCGCCCUGAUGGUGUUGUUCCCCGGCGCCAAGACCGUCCAGGCUGUGGGCUUCCAGCUGGGUGUGCCGCUGCAGGUGGUGCCCCGCGGCGCCUCGGGCUCGGGCGUGGACGUGUGCAGCGGCACCUACCUGGCCACGCUGCAGGAGGAGUUCUAUGCGCGGCUGCCCUUCAGCACCACCACCGCCACUUCCGUCACUUGCACGCGCACGGCAGCGGUGGCACCGGCACCUGCGCCCACGAGCCGCCGCCUGCUGCAGCUGCUGCUGGGGCGCCACCAGCAGCAGCAGCGCCACCAGCAGCAGCAGCAGCAGCGCCGGCAGCACAGGCGGCUGCUGGCCGCUAGCAGGCCAGACGGCGGUCUUGAGGCGCAUAUGCUGCGUGGCCUGGUGCAGCAGGCGGCAUCUGAGGCCGGCGGGCGGCGGCUGCAGCAGCAGCUCUUUCCCAGCAGCAGCAGCGGCAGCAGCUCGGGGCGUGGUGCGGAGGAGAGGAACGCGGUGGGCGCCUGUGCGGGCGAGUCCGCCGGCGCCGUCAACUUCAGCAUGCAGGUGCCCAUCGACUCGUCCGGCUCGGCGGGCGGCAGCAGCGCCAGCGGCAGCAUCACCUCGGUGCGCAGCGAGCUGUACGACAGCAUGCGCAGCUGGCAGGUGGCGCAGGAGGCCAGCGGCGCCGGCAGCCUGCUGGUGUGCAGCCCGUCCGUGGACGAGAUCAGCGUGUCCACAAAGGUGCGGGCGGUGUACGAGGUGGGCCUCAGUGCCGCAGGCGCCCGGGCGCUGUCCACCGCCUGCACCGGUGCGGGCGCAGGCAGCGGACUGCUGGGCGGCAGCAGCGACGUCAGCUGCAACCUGGCGCCCGGACCCGGCGCCGCGCCCGUUGAGGUCAGCCCGGCGCCCGGAGACACCAACAGCGUCGCUAGCCCCGCGCCCGUGGACAUCGCGGCCCCGAGCCCAAGUUCCAGUGGCAACAAUGGCGGUUCGUCAGCCGUAACCCUGCUAGCUGCAGUUGCAGGCGGCGCAGGCGCGGCCGCCGUCCUGGCAGCGGCAGCGGUGGUGCUGGUGGUGCGCCGACGCCGGCGGCUGGCGCGCGAGGCAGAGCUGAAGAACGCCGACUGCGUGCAGCCUGUGAGCGACCUGUCCUACGCGGAUCGCCACUCAUCCUACCUGCCACGUGAAGUAGCGGGCGGCCGCGGGAGCCACCACAGCAGCCGCCGCUCGGGCCGCAGCGGCGCCAUGCGCGUGUCCGCCGCCGGCUCGGCCGCCAGUAGCGUCCGGAGCGCGCGGGCCAGCAGUGCCCGUCGCUCGGCGCUGGGCCAAUCUGUGGUGACUGCCAAUAGCAGUAGCAGCACUGGCAGCGGCAGCGGUGCUGGUCGCGUGAGUGCGAGCGGCAGCCAUAGCACGCGUCUGGGCGCCAGCAGUGUAGGCAACGCCAGUAGUAGCAACAAUGGUGGCAGUGCUAGCAACACGCCAAGCGCGCGGAGCAGCACCAGCGGUAUCGGCAGCCCUGGCGGCCGCGCCAGCGGGACCGGUAUGGGUGGGCCAGAGCAGGCGCACCCGCACCCGCCUCACCACCACCAUGGCAACAUGGAUAUCGAGGCAGGCGGGCCAGACGCCCAGGCACAUGCCGCCACAGCAUCAGAAGCAGCAGCAACCUCGGGGCCGUCAGCACAGCAUGGCCUGCCGGCUGAGCAGUACCAGCAGCCAAACCCACCGCUGCGCGGCCGUGCGCUGCGCAUGUACGAGCGCGCCCGCGGCGGAGUGGCGGGGCCGUCGGUGACGUCCUCGUCGGCAUCACGCAACCUGCGCGCGCUGGUGGCCGUGCGCGCUGCCUGGCGGGCCGCUGCAAAUGCGGGGGGUCAGGCGGCGAGCAGGGAGCCCAACGCACCCGGUGCGGGCGGCGACAUCCCAGCCGUCACCGGCGCGGCCGCUGUCGCCGCGGCGACUGGCGCGGUGCCGGGUAGCCGGCCGCGCUCGCCUGGCUCGUUGCCCCCGGCGGUGCCGCCAGGUAGCGUUGACGUCGGCGACGCCGAGGCGGCGGCCGUGGUUGCUGCAGCCGAGGCAGAGGCGGCGGACCCGGCGUUCGCACUUGAGGACGACGAGACGGCUGCGGGCUUCAUCGUGGAGGAUGGCGACGACAGCUUUUCAUCGGUGCGGUCGCACGAGUCCGGCGUGUCUGAGGCUGCGCGGGACGGCGCCGAGUCGGCCUCAGCCACAGCCGCUGCCAGCGCCAGCGCCGCGCAGGCUGGCGCGCCGCCGGUGUUCCAGCGGCGGACGACGUCGGGCAACUCAAAUGGCCGGCCCUCGCGCCCCGCCUCGCCUGGCUCCGCCUUGUCUCGGCCCUCCUCGCCCGGCCACGUGGUCGCCCCCGGCUCGCGGCCCCUCAGCCCCGGCCUGCUGGCCGCGACCAAGGCGGCAGCCGCGGCUAUCGGCGCGCUGGCGGCGGCGGUGGAGGCCCGCAAGAGCUCCAACGGCGGCGCCAGCGCGCCCAGCUCCAACCGCACCUCGGCGGGGCGGAGCUCCGCCGCGGCGCGCGGUGUGUCGGCGGAGGGCGCGGCGUCCGCCUCCUCGCGCAAGAGCUCCUCGCGGUCGUCCGGAUCGCGCAAGACCUCGCCGCGCCUGCUCACCCGCAUGCCCUCACCGCGCGUGCACCCCUCGCCCGCGGGCACGUCCGAGCGCGGCGACAGCCCGCCGGAGGGCUACAACCCGCGUGCGCUGGGCCGCGCCGCCACCACCGGCCAUGGCGCCGGCGCCGCGGCCUCUGCUAGCGCCGGGCUGUCGGACUGGGCUCGGCCGCUGGCGGCUGCAGCGGGCGCGCUGACGGCCGCCACCAGCCGCUUCGCCAACUUCAUGCUGGGCCGCCCGCUGCCGCGCAGCGUCAGCGCCGGCAACACGCCAACCAGCCAACGCGGCAGCAGCGGUGGCGGCGGGACAAGUGGCGGCGGCGGCAUCAGCACCCGGCCGUCCUCGGGCAUCGACGGCAGCCGCAACGGCUCGCCCGAGAGCACCGCCAGCGGUUCCACCGCGGUGACGGCAAAGUCCAACUUUGUCGCAGCCGUCGACGAGCACAUCCCGCCGCCGGUGACCCUGGCGGCGGGCAUGUGCGCGGAGCCGGAGGCGUUGGCGGCGACGCCGGCCGAGGCCACUGCAGCAGCGGUGGCGGCAGCGGCGGCGGCUCGCGCAUCGGCGGCACCGCCGCAGGCGGCGACGUGGAUGCGCAGCCCUGCAUCGUCCACGUCGGGCGUUGAAGGUGCCGACACGACAACCACUGUGAUUGCUGUGCAGCCGGCGCCUUCACUCAGCAACCGGUCGUCCUCCUCAGGUGGCCCCAGCAGCGGCGAUGUAUCGUUCGGCAUGCUCCCGCUGCCGCCGCGCGUGCCCAGCGUCAUCCAGCCGCCGUCGCAGCUGCGUUCGCCGUCGCAGCUGCCGGAGCGGCCGCAGCCGGAGCUCCACUCGCCGCGGCAGCAGCGCUCGCCGUCCUACACGCGGGCCCGCUCAAAUUUGGGCUCUCCACAGGGACCGCGCUCACCGUCGGUUGCAGAGCCGCAGCCCAUGCUGGUGCCGGUGCAGUUGCGGCAGAGCCCACCGCGCCUAACGCGCUCGGCACCCGGGGCCCAUGCCGCCAGUGUCGACGCCACUCGUGGUGCAGGCAGUAGCGGCGCGGCCCAGCGCGCCCUCCACGCCUCGCACUCCACGUUGCCCCCUCGCCCACACCACGCGCCCACCUUGUCCAGCCUCGGUCGCACCGGCUCGCUUGGUGCUGCCGCUGGCGCUGCGCCGGCUUCCGGUCCUGGUGGGCCACUGGCAGUGCCGCGUGUGCUGCGCCGCACGGUCUCGGAGGCACCGCAAGGCUCUGUUGCACGUGCAGCGGCGGCACCGCCGCCGGCGCCUCCCGCGCCCAAUCCGAGCCGCCUGGCAUGGUCGAGCAGCAUGGCCGGCGGGAGCCAUGAGGCCACGGCAGAGGCCGACCAGGCCACUGCGUCGGCUGCGGCGCCUUCGCCGGCGCCGGCACUGGCGCAGCUGGCCGACUUUGCCAGGAUAUCAAUGCUGCCGGCACAGGCGCCGGGUUCUGCACUGCGCGAGGUGCUGAAGCAGCUGCCGCCCACGCUCGACGCCACCUACAAUGCCGCAGCCGCAGCUGCAGCGGCGGCGGCAGCCAGCGCCGCCAUCGCCGCCAGCGAGGCGUCCGACAGCAGCGGCAGCAGCAUGUGGUCGUCCACGUCCUCGGAGGGCAGCUUGGCGGCCGCAGCCGCCGCGGCGGCGGCAGCACCAGUACCGAGCCGCCGCGGCAGCGGGUCGGGCACGCCGGCGGGCGUGGCGGCGGCGCUGAGCCGGGCUGCGCGCUCGCGUCGGCGGCUGCAGGGCAUGCUCGUUGCGCAGGCGCAGCAGCAUCCGCAGCAGCAGAUGCAGCUGCUGCCGCCGCCCGCAGCAGCAGCCGCAGCGGCCCCUGCACGCGAUGCGCUCACCAUCGACGACGUGACCAUCGGCACCUCGCCGCACCUGCCCGGCUUCUCGCUGCUCUUCCGGGUGCGCUGGAAGCAGGCGCCGGGGCGCUUCGGCCACAUGCCGUACUCGGCCUGGGUGCCGUACGACCAGCUGCCGGCCGCCGACGGCCAGGAGGCGAUGCGGCGCUUCAUGCAGAGCGGCCGCUGGCGGCAAUUCAAGAGCACGUCGCAGUACGCCACCUUUGCGCGCGAGAACCGCGACCGCGUGCCGCGCCUGCUGACCAUCACGGAGGACUCGCGCGCCGAGAUUGGCAGCGGCCACCUGCCCGUGGAGGCCGCCGCAGAAGCGGAGACGGGCGCCGACACCAGCGGCCGGCCCUCCAUCACCGGCAUCGACGCCGACAGCGAGCGCACCAGCGGCAGCGUGCGCGGCGGGUAACACGCGUUGGUGACGUGUCGCGCGCGGCCCUAGGAGGGUGUGUGCUCGGUGCUUGCCUCGGUCAGAGCAACCUGGCUACGAGGGCGGGGUAGCCAGGUUGCUUGGGGUAGGCGGGGGAAGUUGUUGAGGCGUGCCGAAGGGCGUGCAGCUGAGGCGUGACCCCUGACAUCCAGCGCUGUAGCGGCGCGGGUGUCAGGGGCACGCGGCGCCGGCAGCCGCUGAAUGGCCGCCUCCAGGUACUGCAGAGUGCUUAUGCAGCAGGUGGGGCCGUGGAACUGGGUCGGACAGUGUGGCUGCAUUCUGUUUGCCGCGCUUGUGCACCUGCAGGUAGCAGUAUCCAGCCAUACCGGUAUGCCAGAGGAAGGCUUGUGCGGAACAGAAAACAGAACCCUUGAUUACUGCAAUGCGCGUCUAUGGCCACUAGUGCUGCACUUUAUCAUUGUGCUGGAUGAAAUGUUUGUUUGGGGAUUGCAAUGCGCUGCAAUAGCGCGGCAACUUGCCAACAUGUGCGUGUGUGGGACGAGAAACAUGGAACGACUCUGUGGAAGGGGAGCGUGAACUGUGGACUGCGUCCUUGGGCAGUUAUACAUCUCGGGACUCCCGAAGGGCAUCAGCAGGCUGCAAGAUGCUGUUGCCGCGUCCUGUAUGUGGCGCAGUCGUUAAGGAAAGUGCAAUGUACGUGUAUGCGUGUAUAUGUGUGGGUUUUCGGCAGUUGGAUGUUUGACGGGAGGCGCUGCUGUCGUUGACCAUGCCGUGUGCCGCCGUACAGGUUGCCAUUGUGCGUGUUUGACAUGGGACUAUCAUCGUCUCUCCAUCGUAUCCAUGUGAAUGAAUGAGUCACGACUGGCAGGUUUUACAACCGGUGUCAGGUCCACAGCUGCACCGGGUCAAAUAGAAAGGAAAGGAAGCAGGAUUUGAGCCGAACCUGAUUUUACGGUCUUGGCGUGGUGGCGAAAGCAUGUGGACGACGUGAAUACUAUCGCAGCACCCUAGCAGGCCAUGCGCAGGCCGCAGGUAGCCAUCAAGCGCAGUAUGCAGGUAUGCAAAAUGUUGGCUGGUUGGUUAAGUGCAGGAUCUUGCUUCUUUUAAGCUGGCCGCGUUUCCGUGACCUGUGAGCAAUGAACAACCCGAAAAGGGGGCGGCGGGUGCAGCAUGUAUGUGAGGUCGCUUACCCGCGCCUAUCCUGGCGGCAUCUUCUGUCCUAGUUUCGAGGCAUAGUCUUUUCGCAGCUGCUGUGCCAGUGGCACGGUGUGCUGUGACUGUGCCGGCAUCACCCUCCAGAUAAACUGCAGAUUGAAUCAGCGAGUGGUGGCUGUGGCGCCGGAAGGCUCUGUCGCUGUUAGGCUUGGUUUUGGCCGGAGGUCUUACGCUGAGUUCGUCUCGGUUUGGAUUUGGAUUGGGGUGAUCAAUGAUCAGGAAAUGCUCAAGAAGUGGUGGUGAGAGUUGGGCCCCCCGUAAACCCCCUUAGUCGCUGCGCUCGGGGGGCUCAGCCCAAGUAUGGCAUCGCCGGUGAUACACAGACCGUAGUAUGAGAGAUGUGUGUCGUAUAUGGACCGCCUUUGUGAAGCAUGGCAUCCCCUGGGUACCAUGCCACCCGAAGCUGGAAGCUUUGCGCACUCCAGAUACAUGUAAAUACACGCGAAG
Chlamydomonas reinhardtii is the source of this 9176-nucleotide messenger RNA. RefSeq lists its product as uncharacterized. The record is from RefSeq and is a predicted model, not a curated record. The transcript has 4 exons. Lineage: Eukaryota; Viridiplantae; Chlorophyta; Chlorophyceae; Chlamydomonadales; Chlamydomonadaceae. The coding region runs from base 501 to 7532 and encodes 2343 amino acids.